CAACAGGGUAAAUGUCAAAAAUACAAAGACCUCUCAUUGGAUAUUGCUUUUGGCCACAUGUGUAAAAAAAAAAGAAAAACUUCAAAACAAAAACUGGGAUAGACAAGCCUUCGGACUGGAUAUUAGAAUAUUUUCUGAAUUUAUAAUGCCGAAACCGACGAAAUUGCACGCUAAGGGGAAGCCGAAGCCGAAAUCGAUGCAGAAGGCAUGUAAUGAGAAGACCAGUAGUAGUAGCUCGAAUGAUACAGACGGGAACCAAGAGAAUGCUAUGAGGCAAUUCGAGUUGGAGCUCUGCUGGUGCAUUCAGCAAUUGGAACGCACUUUGAAUCACAAAAAGACUAGUGAGACACAAGUGCAAGACACAUGGAAGGUGUUGCAAGUGUUAAAAAAUAAUAAUCAGCCAAUCAUAAGGAAGAGGCAACUAAUGCGUACACACUUUGGUGACUAUAGAGCAAAGAUGUUGGCAGAGGAGAAGAAACAAACUAAAAUGACAAGUAAAAUGAAGAUUUUAGAAAAACCAACAAACCCUAAAGCUACAUUCCUGAGAAAGUCAUUAUUUCAGUCAACGGGAGACAGCUCAUUUCAAUUUAAUUUUAAUUUAAAACUUGAUCAAUUGGAUAUUGGUAAUGAGAACCCUGAUGUUACAACCCAGAAUUUAACUGGCAAUACCGAAGUCCCAGCUGGCAACACAGAGACUCCUGUUAGCAACACAAUAGCAAGUUCUGGUGAUGACAAACCUCAAAACGCGCAAGUAAUAGAAAAUAAUACAAAUACAUUCAAAUUUAAAUUUUCAGGUGAAGCAUUUAGAUUUAAUUUCGACGUAGCCAAUUAAUUUAAAGUUUAUUUUUAGAGCUCAAGUGUAUUUUCUAUGGAAAUGAAUUUGAUAUCCUUUA
This is a messenger RNA of Pectinophora gossypiella (pink bollworm), 893 nucleotides long. Its product is annotated as UPF0488 protein CG14286. The record is from RefSeq and is a predicted model, not a curated record. Bases 146 to 832 code for a protein of 228 amino acids. The transcript has 3 exons. NCBI's taxonomy places the organism in Eukaryota, Metazoa, Arthropoda, Insecta, Lepidoptera, Gelechiidae.